Molecule: messenger RNA, 3585 nt
Organism: Cebus imitator (Panamanian white-faced capuchin)
Lineage: Eukaryota; Metazoa; Chordata; Mammalia; Primates; Cebidae
Gene: DCST2
Product: DC-STAMP domain containing 2
Exons: 15
Coding region: 172-2493 (773 amino acids)
Cellular component (GO): membrane
Source: RefSeq, a predicted model, not a curated record
AAGGAGAUUAGACACCUACCUACCCCCGCUCCCGUCCUCGGAACUGGGUCAGGGAUUCCAAGACACAUGCAGUGAAAGCCCUCGGAACCUUAGAAUGUGGUGAGAAAUUCCAGGAGCACGGAAGUCAGCGGGCUUCUCCUGGAGACAGGCCGACAUUUGGUCUCAGCAACCAUGUCCAACGUCACGAAGGAUAUUGCGCACCCCUCGGCGGGAGAGGAGCCUAGCAUGGCGAGAGCUGUGGUUCGCAGCGUUGGAGGCUUUACUCUGGGCUUGUCUUUGGCCACGGCCUACGGGCUUCUGGAGCUCCUGGUGGAAGGGCACAGCCCCUGGGGCUGCCUGGUGGGCACCCUCACUUUGGCUGCCUUCCUUAGCCUGGGCAUGGGAUUCUCCCGCCAGGUCCGAGCCACUGUCCUCCUGCUGCUGCCCCAGGCCUUCUCCAGGCAGGGCCGGACACUACUGUUCGUGGCUGCCUUUGGGUUGGUGCUUCAAGGGCCUUGUGCCAACACUCUCCGCAACUUCACCCGGGCCAGCGAGGCUGUAGCCUGUGGGGCAGAGCUGGCACUGAACCAGACCGCCGAAGUGCUGCAGCGGGCCAAGCAGCCCCUUGUCAGUGCCCUGAACAAGAUUAAAGCUAUUGCCCAGAAGACCAAAGAAGUGGCUGACCGGGUCCGCAAGUUCUUUCGGUCAAUCAUGGAUGGUGUGAAACAUGUAGCCAGGGCUCUCCGGAAUGUGUGGCAGUGGCUCCUGCAUGUCGGGGACGUGUGCAACGCGGAGCUGGGCAACCCUUACCUGAAGUGUGCGCGGGUCUUUGAUGACGCCAAGGACAGCUGCAUGCAGGUCAUACCGCAAGCCUACCAUCUGUGUUACGUGCUCAUGCCCUUCAAACUGGCGCUCUGUGGACUUGCCAGCUUGGUCCAGGUGUUCUGUGUCAUCCCCAAAUACCUUCAACCCUUCUUGCGCCAGACCAUCGGCACCCCUGUGAUUCAGUUGCUCAACCGCGUGCGUCAGGAGUUUGAGUUCAACAUUACAGCCACCCACCACUUCUCUGUGGAUCUCAGUGCCUCUCGGAGCCUGUCGCAGGUAGCCAUGGACCUCCAGGAGGCUGUCAGCAUGAAGCUGCACCGCAUCCGAGAGGCCUUGGCUCUGAUGGGUUUCACCACGCCUCUGCUGCUUGUGCUUCUCUACCUCCAAGCCCUAUUUUACCGGUACUGUUACCUGAACUGGGACCAUUACGACAAUAUCUACAUCACCAGCCGGUUCCUGCGCAUGGAGUCUGUGCGCUCGUCGGCUGGGCUGCCCACGGUGCUACCGCUCAGUGCUCACGAGGCCAGGCGCUACAUCCCGCCGGGAUCCAUCUUCCUGUCCCAAUGGGAGAAGUUUUUUUGCAUUCUGGAGACCUUCAACCUUAUCCGACACCUCCUUCUCGUGCUGUUCCUAGUCUUCCUAGACUAUGCCGUCUUCUGGGUGCUUGACCUGGCCCGGCACCAGCUGCAGGGGGAGCUUGUGGCCCGCAGUCCUGUGUUGGUGUCUAUAACUGUGGAAGGGACUGGCUAUGCUGGGAAUAUUUACCGUGACCUGGUGUCAGCAUUUAAUGUACUGCAGCAAGGCAACAUCAGUAUUUUGUCCCGGCGUUGUCUCCUUCGUCCCUCGGAGCCUGACAGCACUGGUUACAUAGUCAUUGGUGUCAUGUAUGGCCUAUGCUUCUUCGUCACCCUGUUUGGCAGCUAUGUCAGCCGGCUGCGGCGAGUCAUCUGUGCCUCCUACUACCCAUCCCGGGAGCAGGAGAGGAUCUCCUACCUGUACAACAUACUUCUGAGCCGCCGAACCAAUCUAUUGGCUGCCCUGCACCGAUCAGUGAGGCGGCGGGCAGCUGACCAGGGCCACAGAAGUGCCCUCCUAGUGCUGGCCAGCCGGUGUCCCUGGCUACGUCCAUUCUUCAGGUGCUUUUGGCUGCCUCAGGCCUACUGCCUGGGCUGUGGGAAGCCCCAGAGUGAGGGAGACAUGGAGAACGUUGUGUCCUGCAGUACCCCAGGCUGCCAAGGUCUGUACUGCCUCACCUGCUUCCGCCUCCUGGACAAUACCUGCUCCAUAUGUGCCUCUCUCCUCUCCUACCAAGGGGACCUGGACUUGGAGCUGGAUUCUAGCGAUGAGGAGGGCCCUCAGCUAUGGCUGGCUGCAGCUCAAAGGAAGGACCCCGAGCAGGCGCGGUUACUGCAGCGACAGCUCCAGGACGUGCUCGGCAGGGGCCUCGCAAAGGAGUCCACUUCUGAGUCCAGUGACCUGGAUGAGGAGAAGGGGCCUCAGCAGGGGAAGCAUGGGCAGCAGCCCUUACCUGAAGCCCAUCAGCCUGUCAGCAUUCUCACCAGCCCUGAGCCCCACAGACCACCUGAGACAUCCUCUGCCCCCAAUGCAGCCCCCACUGCAGCUUCAGAACCCUCAGUCCCUCUCUCACCUCCCUCUCUUCCAGAUCUUUCCCACCCACCCCCCAAAUAAACCAAAAGUGGACACAAGUGUGAAUCUUAAAUUAUUAUUAUUUCUUCCUGUCGCUUACACCCGAGGUGGGGGGUUGGGGUGGGGGAAAGGAAAUAGGAGGGGGGGAGUGCCUCUCCCCCUAAGGCACUGACUGGGAAAGCCACAAGUAGGGAGAAGGGAGGCCACAUUGUCCCCACUCUCUGGGGCUGGGCCCCAGGUCUCCCCAGCCCUGGGCUCCCCCCAUCACCUGAAAUGCUAAGAUGAGGCCCAGGACAACCCGACCUCCCCACCACCCCAAUAUAUUACAUCAUCACUUUUUAAAUAGAUACAGGGACUGGUCCCGCUACCCCCUCCCUGUGACCCCUCCCCACUGUUAGGGGUACCUGGGCAGCUGUGCAAAUGGGCAAAGGGGUGCAUGGAAGAGAGGAAGAGCACCGGGCCCCUGAACCUGCCCCUUUUAAGGAGGGGGAGGGGCCGUCAGGCCAGGAAGGGGAAAUAGUGCAAGGCAGAGCCCAGGCUGCAAAAGGGGUCCAGCACCCAGCGAGGAAGGGGGGUUGUCCCCCACCCCCAGCAGAAUUGGGUAGUUAAAAAAUCUGAAACUAGAUUUCAACAAGACCAACAGAAGAGGCUAUGUACAGAAUGGGGGUGGAUUGAAACCUAAAAGAAGAGAGAGGAGGUUAUUCUCCUCCGCCCGACAGGAAGCCCGGCUGGCAAGGAUCUGGGAAGGGGAUCACUUUUCCACAGGUCCGUAGCCCUUUUCCCUGCGGCCCAGCGAGAAGCUCCGUGCCCACUGCCUUGGCAAGGGGGCGCCGCUCACCAGGUGGGGUGGGUGAGGAGCGCGAAGACAGCUCGCUCCAGUGGCCGCGGGGGGCGCUCGCCGCCCAGGGCAUGGCCGCCAGAUGGCGCCGGCUCGCCCGCUCUCCGCAAGGCUCCUCCAACCCCUCACCCUGUCCCACACCCCUCGCUGCGCCAGCCCGGGGGCGGCGUGAGUCAGGGGCGGCAGCGGUGGCGGCGGCUCCGGCUCGCACCUGGGCGGGAGGAGGUGGGGAGGAGAAGAGGGUAGGACGCCGCCCGGCCCGCCCUGCCCUCUGGCCCCGGGGAGGGAGCGGCGGG